Molecule: messenger RNA, 3071 nt
Organism: Mobula hypostoma (lesser devil ray)
Lineage: Eukaryota; Metazoa; Chordata; Chondrichthyes; Myliobatiformes; Myliobatidae
Product: chondroadherin-like protein
Exons: 5
Coding region: 244-2511 (755 amino acids)
Biological process (GO): immune response; toll-like receptor signaling pathway
Cellular component (GO): membrane; extracellular matrix
Molecular function (GO): transmembrane signaling receptor activity; protein binding
Source: RefSeq, a predicted model, not a curated record
CCUCGCUGCUAUCUCUGGUUGGACGGGGAAACAUCAAAAGGGGGAUCCGUCACCUUCGGAGCUGGGAAUUUCUCACUCCAGACUCUGCUCUUGAAAUCACUCUGAGCAAAAACUGUAGGGGAGACAUGUCCACAUGAAUUGCUCAGUCAUCUGAAGCCUCAGCAGGGAUACCAGGAACACAGGCUUUCCCUGUUUCCUCUCAAAUUGGUAGUUCCGGAAGCGGCUCAAGUUCCAGGAAGAAAGAUGCCUUCUCGGUGUCCCAGUAAGAACCAGGCUCCUCCACACUGGACUCUGUUGGCCAUACUUUCCGCUCUUGCAGUGGGAACAGCAGCCUGCCCCUCCUAUUGCAUCUGUGACAACAUCCAGGGCGUGGUGACCUGCAUAAAGAAACAGCUCACGGAGAUCCCCGUCACCAUACCAGAGGGUACUAAGCAGCUUGACAUCAGAGGGAACAACAUUGAAAAAGUUCCAACUGGGGCAUUCCUUCCUAUUCCCUACCUUACUCACCUCAACCUCCAGAAGUGUAAGAUCAAGCAGCUUCAAGAAGGUGCUUUCCGUGGCCUUGGCCGAUUGGUCACUCUCAAUCUGGGGUCCAAUUACAUAGAAUUCAUCUACCAGGAGACCUUUGAUGGGCUCUUCUCUCUGCAACAACUCAUCAUCGACAACAACAUGAUCGAGGAGAUCAAACCCGGCGCAUUUGCUCAACUGGGAUUUCUAAACUUUUUAAACCUGGAAGGGAACUUCUUGGUCUACUUGCCUCCUUUGCUCUUCCAAGGUCUCCAGCAGAUUAAGUACAUGCGCUUGUCCAAGAAUAUGAUCAACAAUAUUGCAGAUGAAGCCUUCGCUGGCCUAUGGACACUAAAGAGACUGAACCUGGACAAAAACGAGCUGCAGUUUUUGCCAACAGAAGCAUUAUCCAGGCUCACGACUGUGACCAGAUUGGAUCUCAGCCAGAAUCCAAUGACCUACCUUGGUGAAGAAUCACUGCGGAUGCGUUCGCUGAAACACCUGACGAUGGACAACAUGGCCCUUCAGGAUGUGUCUCACACUGCAUUUCAGCACAGCCCAAUGUUAUCAGUUAUCGACUUACACAACAACCAGCUCCAGAAGAUCCAGCCCCUGGUCGGGCUCGAGUCCUUGAGGGUGCUCAACCUAACGGGCAACCCGGUCCAGUGCAACUGCUUCAUGAGACCUUUCAGGGAAUGGAUGGCCAACCACACGAAGCUGAAAGCCGCAGUGUUCUGCGGUGCCCCGGGACUGUACGAAGGGGAUAGGCUGGAUUCUCUGCGCCCAGAUGACCUGAGGUGUGACAGCCGACCGGUAGACCCUAAGGAGGAGGAGGAACUCACCCAGGCGAACAAGCCUGCAGCAAAUAAUCAGGACAGUGGCCCAUGUCCAGACCACUGCAUCUGCAAGCAUGACCUGCAGCACGCCAGCUGUGAGGGGAAGGGUUUACGCAGGAUCCCAAGGGGCUUUCCCACUGACACUCACCUUCUGGACAUGCGCUACAAUGACUUCCACCUCGUGCCCAAGGCCUCCUUCCCGGACAUGAAGCAGCUCGUUUCCCUUCACUUACAGAACUGCAGAAUUCACGAGAUUCACGCCGGCGCGUUCCUUGGUCUGAAGAAGCUCAUUUACCUGUACCUGUCUUCUAACGAGAUUACCAGUCUCCAGCCGGAAACCUUUGAAGGACUUCCCAAGCUGACGUACCUUUAUCUGGACCAUAACGAGCUGUCAUCGAUACCCAAGGGUGCAUUCAGGCUCCUGCCCGGCCUCUUUGCUCUUCACCUCGAGUACAAUCCCGUCCCUCAGCUGACUGACGAGAACAUGCAAGGGGCAGAGAAGCUACGAUGGCUCUACCUGAACGGCAGCAACCUCACCUACAUUUCCCCAACUGCUCUCCACCCCAUGGUUCAGCUUCAGAAGCUGUUCUUGGAUGAGAAUAAGCUGACGGCAGUUCCCACCGUCGCGCUGAUGAAGUUGUCUGCCUUGAAUGAACUGAAACUAUCCAGCAAUCCCAUUAAGCAGAUCGGGAGUGGCGCCUUCCUGCCAAUGGCAGGGUCUCUCCAACAUCUAUGGCUGAAUGACAUGGGUUUGGAGCAGAUUUCUGAUGGGGCCUUUGAUGGAGUGAGCACAGGGCUGCAGAGCCUCUACCUGGGGAACAACAAGCUGAGCUACAUCCCCAGCUUGGAAAAUUUCAGAAGCCUGCACACCAUCGACCUGUCCAACAAUCCUUGGCACUGUGACUGCCCGCUCCUCCACCUCCACAGGUGGCUUGAAAACACCAAUCUGAAGGUCCGUGCUGUGUGUAACCUCCCACAAAACAUGACAGGCGUGAGUGUGAAAAACGCUCCCUUUAAGAACUGCAAAGGUGACCUACCUGAGAAGAAAAACUCCUCAAAGAAGAGUAAAGCAAGUGGAAUGGGAGACACGCGCAAAACCAUCAACAGGAAGAAAUCAAAGCAAACAGACAAGGCAGUGAAGAAAAGCAGAAAGUCCAGGGCACAAUAGACCAGUGGUAGACUGCGUGAACAGAGAGUGGCGUGGCAGAGAGUGAGGUGGAGCUGGCGUACUUAAAUGGUUUGUGUUUAUCCCCUGACCCUUGUGCUUAGUCUGUAUAUCUGCUGUUUUAGAAGGGCUGCAGUUGGGUUUGGAAUUGGUUUACGGUGAAAAGCUUUUCUUGCAUACUGUUCACACAGAUCCAUUCAUUGCACGGUGCAUCGAGGAAGAACAAGGUAAAACGAUGCAGAAUAAAGUGUAAUUUAGAUUUUAAGAUGUAGAGCGAUUGUGUUAGAAGCAAUGAGUGGAUCUGUAGGAAGAAGCCCCCACGAUCCAGUGGCAUCUGUAUUAAGGAGACAUGACAUUGUCUGCAAUGAAGAAUUAAUAAUAGUGAUGAUGUUGAUUUCCAGGCUAAGCUUCCUUCAGGUUUGGAGAUGACUCGUUCUUUUAAAGUGGCAGUCACACUGCAAGUAAAAUCUCUGUACACGAAAUGUCCCAUCACUGGAUCCCAUACACAGUGCCUUGGUUUUCUGGAAUUGUCGUCUGGAAUAUUGACGAUGAUUUCUUUGGUU